ACGAGCUCCUCUCUCUCUCACUUUUUCUCUUGCCACAUUUUCAGACGAAGCUUUCUCUCUCUCUUUUCUCUUCCAUCUCCAUCUCCACUCACCGACGGUAGGCCACCGGAGACCAUGAACGUCGAGAAUCGCUGACGUCCCACCUACAUCUCCGGUGACGAUCAACCACCGUCAAAAUCCCCAAAAUCCCCAAAUCUCGAAAUCCCCAACCCACCGUCAAAAUCGAUCUUACCUCUCCCCCAUCGACGGCCGCCCACCACCGAGCGCCGGUGACGACCAACCACCCACACGCACAGGUUUUCUCUCUCUCUCUCUCCCCCUCUCUCUCAUUCCCACACUGCUCGGCGUCGUGGUCUCCGGUGGCUGUCCGUCGGUGAGGGCAGGGGGCAGAGGUACACACUGCUCGGCGUUCGUAGUUUCCGAUGCCGGCCGUCGGUGAAGGGAGAGAGAAGAGGAAAGAGUGAGAAAGAGGGAGAGAUUUGAUUGAUAACCUAAUUUUUAUUUUUAUUUUUUUAGUCUGGACGUGGCCUUGGGCAGACGUUGGGACUACCGGCGUCUGCCGUAUGAUUCUACUUGUUUCGAUUCAUUACGGCUCAUUUCCUUAUUUCAUUUCACGCUUCCCUUUAUUUGCCCUUACGGUCUUACCCUCUCUUUCUCUUCUAACGCCUCUUCCACAACGUCUCUUUCGCUCUUUUUUAAAUUAAUCUUGGCUCAAGGAAGUAAUCUUAGGUCCGGAUUGGGAAACAGGAUUUCGUGUUGAGAUUUUUGACUGACGGAUUCCGGCACCCAACAUUAACCAAUCUAUCUAAACCAGCAGCCUCUAAAGCCCUCUACAUGUUCAUCACCAACUCCACCUCCAAAACCCUCAAAAAGCUACUCUCUUCCUCUCAAAAAUCAGUAUUUUCCUUCCUAUGCCAGCCUCAAAACCCUCCCUAUACACACACCCAAAAAUGCCACUAUGUAGAUGUGUACAUGAAGUGGAAGAAAGACUCGUACUAUGACUCUAUAGAGCACAUCCACAGGUCCAUAGAACUCAAACCGAUUGUUUCCUUGAAAAACUGCAUAGCCCAAGACCCUAAUGGUUGCAUCCCAAUCUCUGAAGUCUCGAAGAGGGGACUAGAGUUGGGUGUGCCCAUGAAGGUUGCAAGGUUCUUGAGGCAAUACCCAGCAAUCUUUGAGGAAUUUACGGGUCCCCAAUAUAACCUGCCUUGGUUUAGGCUGACCCCAGAAGCUGCUGAGAUUGAUAGAGAGGAGAAAAGGGUCUUUGAGGAACGCAGGGAUGAUUUGAAGGAUAGGCUGAAGAGGUUGAUUUUGAUGAGUAAAGGGAAAGUUUUGCCUUUGAAAAUUAUUCAGGGAAUGCAGUGGUAUUUGGGUUUGCCUGAGGAUUUUUUAAGAUACUUAGAAGUGAAUCAUGAUGAGUCUUUUACUCUUGUGGAGAUUGAAGAUGGGUUGAAAGGUUUGGUUGUUGAGGAUGAGGAGAAGGUAUUGUCCGUGGUGCAGAGAAAUGCUAUGAAAAGAGGGGCGUAUUUCGGGGGGACAAUGGAGGCAAUUGAGUUUUCACUUUUCCCUUCAAAGGGUUUGAGGGUGAGGAGGAAGAUUGAAGAUUGGUUAAAGGAGUUUCAAAAGCUUCCUUAUGUUUCACCCUAUGAGGAUUUUUCACAUUUGGACCCAGAUAGUGAGAUAGCGGAGAAGCGGGUUGUGGGGUUUCUUCAUGAGUUGCUUAGUCUCUUUGUUGACCAUUCGGCAGAGAGGAAGAAGCUUCUAUGCCUUAAGAAAUAUUUUGGGUUGCCUCAAAAAGUUCACAAGGCAUUUGAGAGGCAUCUCCAUAUGUUUUAUUUGUCUUUGAGGAACAAGACUUGUACUGCAAUACUUAAGGAGGCUUACAAUGAUAAGUCCGCUAUAGAGAAGCAUCCACUGCUGAAGGUGAGAAAAAAGUAUAUCAGGUUGAUGAAGGAAUCGGAGUUGAUUUUGAAGAAAAGAAGAUUCAGCAAUUGGUUUGUCAAUCGUGAGAAUAUGAAGUUGGAUUUGGAUUUGGAUGCCGCGGAUGAAGAGAGAAGAGAGAUGCCAGAUUGUUCUUUGUAAAUGAAUUUUUCCCUUAACAUUUAAAUUAGGUAUUAUAUGGUCUAAGAUAAAAAAGAGCUUCCGGAGUAGGACUAUUGCAGACCCUAAUUACAGGCUAAUUAGCAGCAGAUUGGCAAUUCAAGGUGGCGCUUUUCAGCACGUCCUUGGUCCGGUCCUAGAGGUAUUUCUUUGAUUUGUAGCUUUUGUGUUUGGUUCUUCUAGUCAGGACUUACUAUCAACUAAUUAUUCCCAUCGAUGUAUAUGAUAAGUUUAGAUUAACUUGUAAGACAUGACCUUAGCAAAUUCAAUGGAUAUACAGUCUUUUGACA
Molecule: messenger RNA, 2390 nt
Organism: Corylus avellana
Lineage: Eukaryota; Viridiplantae; Streptophyta; Magnoliopsida; Fagales; Betulaceae
Gene: WTF9
Product: Ubiquitin carboxyl-terminal hydrolase family protein
Molecular function (GO): RNA binding
Source: RefSeq, a predicted model, not a curated record